Messenger RNA from Beauveria bassiana ARSEF 2860, 1506 nucleotides. RefSeq lists its product as uncharacterized. Lineage: Eukaryota; Fungi; Ascomycota; Sordariomycetes; Hypocreales; Cordycipitaceae. The record is from RefSeq and is a predicted model, not a curated record. The transcript is spliced from 5 exons. The coding region runs from base 1 to 1506 and encodes 501 amino acids.
AUGGCUCGGAGUGGGUUUCAGGCGGUAUCGCACCGUAUAUGUGCGGAGAAAAGCCUCAAGCAUGCUGGGACGGCAGAGGUUCAGCUCAGCAUUCUGGACUUUCCGAACUCAAACAACGCGAACAGUAACAACGUAAAGCGAUUAAUCAGGCUGUUUAAAAACCAACGUGGUUAUAGCCCAGCGGAACGACAACAUCGCAUACCAGCAGUCAUUGACGCGGCAGAUUUACACAGAGCACUGGAUGCCUCCGGGUUCAGUCGCGAAUCACUUCUGUCAUGUGGCAGUAGGCCUCCCAGACUACAUUUCCCGUCUGGAUUUCGUAUACAAUGUUUGCGUGGGCGUGACAGGGUCGAAGCUUCCGGGGAAGUGUCUCGGUCGGCAGAUCCGCAUUGGGUCGUCGACCUCUACAUCUCAGAUAUCAGCGACGAAGCGAAGAAAGAUUUGAUGGAAGAAUACUCGAACGAGAAGAGGCCAGGCGAUGGCGUAUUUUUGCUUAAGAUACGGGAAUACCAGGACUCGGCCCACAGAAAGAACCAGCUCAACAGGCUUUUUGAACAUGAUGAGUUUGCACCGGCAUUUGACGCCUUCCGCCAUUUGCCAGCCCUAUACUGUGGGUUGCGGCUAAGCGUCAUCAAUAAAAUGAUCGCCAUGAGAUGUCACGAUGCUCAUAUUCUUGCCCAAUCUGCUCGUGUCCGCGCAUCACUCUUCAACUUCCAGCUCCCGCUCGACUUUGCGGCUGCGUGGUUCCACGAGCGCCUCUUUGAGCAGAAACCCGAGUCACUCCCUGUUCCCGUGGCACCCACGCGCGAGUUUUGCGUCGCGCUCUUCACAGCCAAAGUCGAAGCGACAAUCCGCAACUUGGGUGACAUGAUUGGCUGGGAGUCCGACGAGGUUACCGUCGGCCCCGUGGCGCUGGCAGCGAAGAAGUCACUCCUGCGCUUCAUUCCACAUAUGAUGCCUGCAGACGACAGCGAGGGCUCGCUCUAUCGUCUUGUUCUAGACCAUGGCGAUUUUGGCAUCCACAACAUGUCGAUUACGACAGACGCAGACGGUCAGCCUCUCGUGACGUCUCUGUACGACUGGGAGACGGGGUGCAUCGUGCCGGCCCUCUUGUCUGAUCCGCUGAUGGCAGUGGAGAUUGACCUUGUGGCUGAUGAGAAUGCCGGGCCGUCGCUGACGCGGGUGCCCAGCUACACAAAGCCCAUCACCCAUGUGCAAUACAUGGAAUACUCAAAACAUUAUUUCGGGGCGAUCUACAGUCACGCGCCCGACUACAAAUGUGCAAUCCAGGCGGGGAAAGACGCACGUCACCUCUGGUUUGCGUUGCGGGACUGGCGCGGGGCAGAUCCGGAGAGCUACUUCGGUGAUUUGGGCAGCUGGGCUGAAUUGAGGAUGAAGGAGCUUGGCGUAGCAUAUAUCCGACUACUCUCCGCGGAAACUACAGUCGUAGGUUAUCUGGAAAUGUGUUUGACAGAGCUUGGAAACUGUAUAUUCAUGUCUAUGUAA